Molecule: messenger RNA, 4219 nt
Organism: Thamnophis elegans (Western terrestrial garter snake)
Lineage: Eukaryota; Metazoa; Chordata; Lepidosauria; Squamata; Natricidae
Gene: ZDHHC18
Product: zinc finger DHHC-type palmitoyltransferase 18
Biological process (GO): peptidyl-L-cysteine S-palmitoylation; protein targeting to membrane
Cellular component (GO): Golgi apparatus; endoplasmic reticulum
Molecular function (GO): protein-cysteine S-palmitoyltransferase activity
Source: RefSeq, a predicted model, not a curated record
GGGAAGAAGAAGGCAGCAGCAGCAGCAGGAGGCUGCCUAUCAGCACGUCUGGCCGGCGCGCGCGCCGCGCGUUCUCUGUGGCGCGCAUCCUCCCCCCCCCCCUCUUAAGAGAAAUUGGCGGGAGCGGCCCGGUGAGGUCGCGGCCCUGCAGUGCGGGCUCCGGCCGGCUUGAGGGGGCGCUGCGCCGGGAGGUGGGUGGGAGCGCGUGUACUGCUGGCUGCUGGUUCUCCCGAGCUCCCUCCCUCUCGAGAGAGAAAGGCAAAGAGGCCCGGUCUCUGCCAUCCCGGCGCUCUGGCAGCGCCGCCGCGGGGGUCCGGAGGACGCGGGGAGGCCAGCACAGCCGUCAUCGCCAUCACCGCCAUGAAAGACUGCGAGUACCGGCAGAUCCCCGGGCACCCCGGCUGCCCCCGCCGCUUCUGGACCCCCGACUCCGUGGCCGCCAGCACCGCCCCCACGACUCUGGCUCCGCGCCCCGUCGCAAGUGGGAGGUUUUUCCCGGGCGCAACCGGUUCUAUUGUGGCGGGCGCCUCAUGCUGGCGCGGCAUAGCAGCGUCUUUCUCCUCACGGUCGGCCUCAUUGUGGUCACCAGCGGCCUUUUCUUUACUUUCAGCUGUCCAUUCCUGGCUCAUAACUUGACCAUAGCUAUCCUAUCAUUGCUGGCAUCCUGUUUCUUUUUUGUCAUCAGCUGUUUGUUACAAACCAGCUUCAGAGAUCCCGGUAUUUUGCCCAGAGCCACCCCCAGUGAAGCUGCAGAUCUGGAGAAAUGGAUUGACAACCUCGGCACUUCCACUUAUCGGCCACCUGCCCGAACCAUGGAAGUUGUAAUAAACAAGUAUAUGGUGAAAUUGAAAUAUUGCUACACGUGUAAAAUGUUCCGUCCACCCAGGACUUCCCAUUGCAGUGUCUGUGACAACUGUGUAGAACGAUUUGAUCAUCAUUGUCCCUGGGUGGGCAACUGUGUGGGGAAGCGGAACUAUCGAUUCUUCUAUGCCUUCAUCCUCUCUCUCUCCUUCCUAACAGCCUUCAUCUUUGCUUGUGUCAUCACCCACCUUGCUUUGCGCUCCCAGGGAAACGAUUUCCUCACUGUUUUGAAAACAACACCAGCAAGUCUGUUGGAAUUGGUGAUUUGUUUUUUUUCAGUCUGGUCUAUUUUUGGCCUCUCAGGGUUUCACACUUACUUAAUUGCCUCCAAUUUGACAACCAAUGAGGAUCUCAAGGGAGCAUGGUCAAAUAAGAGAGGUUCUGAAUUUGCCAACCCCUAUAGCCAUAAAAGUGUCCUAACCAACUGCUGUGCAGUGCUCUGUGGGCCAUUUUAUCCCAGUUUAAUAGAUAGAAGAGGAUUUGUUCAGGCAGAUGCUGGGACUCCCUCUACUCCUAAGGCUGAAAUCCCUUCCUUUGGAACAAAAUCUGAUGCCAGCAUGGUAUGAGCCAACACUUUAGCAACACUGACAUACAUAUCUUAUGCCUACCUCCAGCUGGUGCCUCUCCUACCUUUUACCAUUAUCUGGGCUCAGGUAGACAGCCUGAUGGAGCAGAAUCUCCAGAAUUCCUAUUCCAACCAGAGGCCGCCACCUCUUGCAUUGAUUUUUAAUUGGUUUCAUUUUAAAAAAAUAUUUUUAAAAUGUUUUAAAUACUUAACCGGCCAUUGUUCAUUGCUGCAGUUAAGCCUCUAGGUAGGAGCUGCCAUAAUGUUGAGGGUUAAAAUACUUAGAGCAGAGAAUGCAGCUGGUUGGGAGAUUCCAGCUUCAUGAGAAAUAUCUUUUAUUGGAGGUUUUGUUGAAAAGAUUGGUAGAAAAAGGCAUAGUUACUUUGCAUAUGGAGCUGUUAUAACAGAAACAUCUCCUAAAGUAUUCCGCAUACUUUAUUUGUUCCGACAAUAUUAAUGUUACACUGUUGUUCCUGCCAUUUUGCCCGAAUAUUGCAAAGAAUAACUGAUGUUCCUUAAACUGUAACAUGAAUCAUUUGAAGACCCAGCUCUACCUUGCCUCACCAGCAAGUAUUGCCUGAAGUUAGCCUGAGUGGCUGUUUUGGGGAGAGGGUAGAAGUUCCCUUUCUUAAAGAAAGUCUACAGAAGCAGAACAUUGUUUCUCAGUCUGGGAAUUGACUCAGGAUUGUCCUUGUCUAUUUCAUCUGAAUCAGGAUCAGAACACUAAGCUUCUAGAGGUUAUUUAUUGAAUAGUCGGAAUGAAAAUUAAAGAGAGCAGUUGGAAAUUCUUAAAUUAUGUCAUUCCAGAUGAGUUGUAUUUACCUGGUGCAUCUGGACAGCUGAGCCACUUUUGUAUUGGGUUUGGAGAGUUUUAUAAGUAAGGCAUGUGGACUAAAGGCCAUUUCAGCAAAAUCUUCAUGUAUACAAAAGCAUUUUCCAAAACAGAGUUAUUAUAAGAAGUCCAUUCACUUGGAUCUCUGAUCAUUUCUUUAAAGAAGGAGGGAUCCUGCUUCCUCGUGCUGAAUUUUUUUUACAGUCCCACAGUUUCCAUCCCAUGGCAAGAGGGAGCCCUUGCCUAUAGAGGGAAACUAGAUACUUGAAAUGUGUUUAUUAAAGCUGCUGGGAAUUUUUGCACAAAUUUUAUAGUUUAUAUUCUAGCAAUGUUAUUUUGUCUUCUAAAAAGAUCAUUUUUACUGUCUGUAAACCUGUGCCCAGAAGAUUUUUUUUUAAGUGUUAUAUCUUAUUUCUUGGCUUUUACCAGCCAGUAGGAGGAAAUGGGGAACUUGUAGAACUUGCUCAUCCAAUGUGUUAGAUUUCAUUUCUUGUACUGUGUUCAAAAACAUCUAGAAACUACCUGGAUGGGUUAAUCAGCUAUGCAACAAUAAUAUUCUCCCUGUUGACCUUUGAAAUCUGGGGUUUACAAGAAAUUGAAUAGGAUUUUAUAUUUCCAAGAAAACUAGAAUAAGCACAUAAGUGUUUUAUGCAUCCUGCUUCUGCAGAAGAACCGAGAAGCACCCUCUUUGUGUAAAGAAAAAAAAUGCAAUCACUGUGGUCAGGAGUUUCCCACCAUGCCCACCUUUCUGCCAAUAUAUUCCAUUCACUGUUGUGGGCUGUGUUUUGAGUAACUCCAUCACAUUCAGCAAUGGAAACCACUGCUCUGGGCAUCUGGCUGAUGUAGAUAGGAAGACUGAAUUGAAAAGCAAGCUGAAUCAUGACAACUGAUCUGCUCAUCUGUAAGUUUAUUUUUGCACCCUUCCUAAAAUAUUUGACAUUACUAGAAGGAAUAAUGCUGUCUUCAACAUGUCUGUCCUAAAUUGGAGCACUUCAUGAAGAAGAAGAAAGCCAAUAACUGCUAAGGCAUUUCUUUUCCUGUUUUAUAUUUUGGUUGGUUUUUCCAACAAAUUAAAGUUGCAAGAAUGGGUAGUACAUAUCACCCUUUCUGAAGUUUGAGUCUGAUUUUAAAAUCAGCUGAGGCAUUAGGCAAAAGCUAUUUAGGAGUUCUGAUGAGGUGCAGAAGUUUCCACAGCAGCUUCCAACAGCUAAAUCUGGCUGCUGUGAUAUGUGAUAUAAUUGUAUUUAUAUUCUGAUGCAUGCCACACCUAGGGGAGCCUCUGUAUAACUCUCACAAUCUCCAGAAGUAUUGCUGAUCUGAGGACUCCACUUUCUGACCUCUGUAGAGCAUAGUUCUCAUUCUGGGGCAGUUACAAAGGCUUUUGAAAGGAUAUGCUGGCUGAUGUACGGGAGAGUAUAUUUAUUCUGCUCCAUUUAGAUAAGUGCCAAGGCUGGGGUAUUUUAAUAAUAGUAGGCUUAAACCUAAAGGUUGAAUCUGCUACAUCAUUGGUUCUGCCCUGUAAGAUCCCUGGACUCAGUGGAGAAAAUAUCUGUCUCUGCAGUCCUGGUUUCUAUCACCUUGCAUGUCUCUGAACAGCUGAACUGCUCUUGUUCCCAGAGCAGCCACUUACAUGUGAGAGAAGUUGGCUAAUGGAACCCAAAUGGAUCUUGGAGCUACAGUAGGUGCUCAGAAUAACGUGGUUUUGAUCUCAAAAGGCUGCUCAUAACUUAUUUCUUUCAGAAAUUUAAUCAGAAAGGGAGGGUGGAAAGAUAAUCCUGGAAGAAUUUUUAUUGUUAGGAAAGAGAAGAGUUGUUCUUAUUGAAGAAAAGUUUGUGUUGCUCUCUAAGGCAUUACUGUAUAACUUGGCGGGGAAAGACAUUGUAGGCAGUGUUCCAUUUGUGUGGGAAACACUCUUACGAUUACUACAUCUUUUGUAAUAAAAAUGUUUUUUUAAGAGCUAA